AGGUGAUAUUUAAGCCGCUGUCCACUCUCUCCUCAUCUUUCUCAUCCAUCUUUCCUUGGCUCUCGCUCAUCUCUCUCUCCCUCCCUCUUCACCAAAGACAAAGGAGGCCCUCCAUCAGCACUAAGUCUCUCCAACGAAACCAACUCAAGAAGAUUCUAAGAUGCCGGACACAAUUAUGUCCAAAGAACCCUCUUCCAACCUGGAGAAUGCAAUGCAGAUGCUGAUCAAAACCUUCCACAAGUACUCGGGGAAGGAGGGGGACAAGUACACUCUGAGCCGUGGAGAGCUGAGAGAGCUGUUAACAGAGGAGCUGGGGAGUUACCUAGGGAAUGCCCGGGAUGGAGAAGGGGUUGAGAAGGUGAUGAAUGACCUGGACGCCAACAGUGACGGUGAGGUGGACUUCACAGAGUUCAUCAUCCUCAUGGGAGCCCUGACGGUGGCCUGCAACGACUUCUUCAUGGAAUAUAAGCCCGAGAAACUCGUCCACACACCCUUCAAAACAAAGGAGGCAACGAUAGAGGAGAUUAAAGAGUGAAGGAAAGAUGGGAGGAGGGAAGGGGGAGGUGGAGGUGAAGGGUGCAACUGUAGAGCAAUAGUGAAAGGGUAUAAUUUAUGGUUGUAUGGUCAUCUUMUGCAAUUUCUAAACAGUGCAACUGCAAUGUGUGAAAAGAGGCUGAGGGAACGCCACUGUGUUAAAGUAAGUAAAGUUUCGCUGACGGACACUUAGACAGGAAAAGCAGUGUUUUCCCUCUGCAACUAUCCAAAUACUUUUCAUACCACAGUUAAGUCACAGGUCAGUUACUCUGUCCWCAAAUCCAUGAAUGGCACUGUAUACCGCAGGGGUCAGCAACAGGCGCCUCGGCGGGCCAAAAUCAGCACGYGAGURAUUUUAUUGGRCCCCCMCCCAAA
Salvelinus sp. IW2-2015 is the source of this 909-nucleotide messenger RNA. Its product is annotated as protein S100-A1-like. Gene Ontology annotation, molecular function: calcium ion binding; calcium-dependent protein binding. Gene Ontology annotation, cellular component: cytoplasm. The record is from RefSeq and is a predicted model, not a curated record. NCBI's taxonomy places the organism in Eukaryota, Metazoa, Chordata, Actinopteri, Salmoniformes, Salmonidae.